Messenger RNA from Schistosoma spindalis, 5120 nucleotides. The record is from the annotation of a GenBank genome assembly. NCBI's taxonomy places the organism in Eukaryota, Metazoa, Platyhelminthes, Trematoda, Strigeidida, Schistosomatidae.
GUAUAUUUGUAAUUGUGCAUAUAUGUGUACGUAUAUAAAUGUUUACUUUCUGUGAGCACUCACCUAUGAGUAUGAAACAUAUUGAAAAUCCUUAAAAACGACUCAUACUAAAAAAUUAUCAAGUGUUGUGGUAUAUUUCUUGGCAGGAACGAACAUUUAUUUCUCUACAAUUAAUAUUACAGCGUAUAAUAGACAAAUACACAUUUUGUGCAUUAUAUCUUAGUCUAUAACAUAAACGUAUAUACAUAUACUAAAUAUAAUACCAUUUAAACAUUGAUAAACUGGACUAUUAUUUAUUUAAUAUAUUGUAAAAUAUUUAUUAUACUAUUUAAUAUUCAACGAAAUAAUUCAAUUUUCAAGAAAAUCAGCUCAUCAUGAAUGAAUCUUUUGAUGAUCAAGAUACAGAAUUCACGUAUGAAAUACCGGAUUGUUUAAUGGAUGGAGACUAUAUUGAAAUUCAUGGAGUUUGUCAUGGUAAACGAAUAGUAUUUGAAUUAUUAACAGAAGAGGCAUCUACUCAAAAUAUAUUUGAUAAAUUACCUUUACAAAUCAUUUUAACAACAGAUGGCUUAGUAACCGUAAUUAGUCGUAAUCCAGAAAAGGUAGCAAAACAAGAACGUUCUGUGGAAAAUGGCAUACAAAUUGAUAAAGCUUUCGAAUUAUGCGUACAUGCUUAUAAGAAAUGUUAUAUUGUUAAAUUAAACGGGGAGGACGUUUGUGGUCAAGAUCAUCUUGUACCAUUGAAUGAAGCGUUUGCUUUAUCAAUGCAAGGAAAAGUUGAUAUAUUAUCCCUUGAAUUUAAAGACAUGUAUUAUGAUGAAGAGGAAAUGAAUAAUAAUACAAACAUGUCUUCUGCUAACAAUAACAGUAAUAGCAUUAGAAUGGAUGAUGCUCAAGCAGGCUUUGUACGUGUCAAUGAGUUAAGACAAAGUUCCAUACGCAGGAAUGAUCCGCCAGUAAUGGUACCAACAAGAACAGGUUCCAAAUUGGAGAAACAAUCAAUAAAAAGUAAAGAUAGUAAUCUAGAAGUUACUGCUUGGAAAACGUCAAAUGAUUUAUCUAAAGCAUAUUUAGACGUUGAUUACAAAGUAUCUACAUUAGAUCGAAAUUCUGCAGCCCAUUCAUAUCGUAAUAGUAUUGAUUUUAGUCACAAUUCAGACUCAAGAAUCUCUGGAACAUUACCACCUCUAGGCAAGUCAGCUAAUGACAGAGUAUCAGAUUACGUAAUGGGAAGUCGAGGUAACCUUAAUACGAAUGAUACGUCACAUAUAAAAUCGAAAACAUCUAUUUUUGGUUCUCGAAAAUCUGCUACCUUAAGUAAUAGUAAAAUUGAACAACGUUUUAACGAAGGCAGAAGUCAGACAGAUGCAGGCGAUUUACACCAUGGAAGCUAUUCUGUAUUGGAUGACGAAGAUCACAUAGGAUCUCAACUUUCUGCUACAACAUCAACACCUAACUUGCAAGACAAACAUAAGAAAAAACGAUUCAGUUUACUUGGAAAGAACAGAAAAUCAACAGGCUCUGAGUCAGAUGUACGUAAUGACUCUAAGAAAUCCAAAGGAUCUACUCCAGACAUAAGGUCGAAAGAUGGCGAAGGCGAGAAAAAGAAGAAGGGUUUACAUUUAAAAAAUCCUUUUAAACGUUCGAAAACUAAAGAUCUAACACCUUCAUCAGAUCUUGCUUUUACUAGGAGCACUAUUAAUCCGGCAAUUAAUGUAGCUGUCACUGAACGAUUACCGAAAGAAAUGUCUAAAAAACCAGCACCUGAAAUUGCGGCUUAUCUUCAUAAGUCCAAUCCAUCGGCUGAAUUUGAUACACUCAAUUUAACUGGUCGUGAAACACUGUGUGAAGAUACUCAUUUUGCACCUUUUGAUAGGAAACAUUAUGAUGGAUAUGAAAAUGUUGGUGGUACUUAUGAUCCAUUCAAACACAAGACGUUGGGUGACCCAAGAAAAUCCAUUGAGAUUUCAUCUCUAAGUGAUUUGCACUCACAAGGUAAACUUAAAGGACCAGCUCCAGAAUUAGCAGCUUUAAUUCACUCGAGGCAUCCUACUUCAAAUCUAGAAGAUAUAACGAUUGCUCAAGGUUCAGGCUCACAUAUAAGACCAUUCACACCAACAGACCAAUCACCGAAGCCACCAAGACAUCAUAAUGAAUCUCUCUCUGAUAUUGCAAAUUUAAAAUUAAAAGGUACAGCUCCUGAAAUAGCGGCGAUAAUACACUCAAGAACUAAAAGUCCUAACCAUGAAGAUAUAACUCUUACUCAGAGCUGUGGUCAAAACUUCGUUCCGUAUCCUACGGUAGAUACGUCAGGAAAAAAACCUUUUAAGCCGAGUGGAAGUGCAUCAGAGAUAGCUGCCGAUAUACACAAAAAUAAUUUAGCAGACCAUCUACCUUAUGCAGAUUAUACCUUAACUGGUACUAAUAACAAUGAAAUACAAGGAAUAAAAUAUGGACUAAAAGAAAAAGUGCAAUCUUCACGUAAAGCUCUUUCUUUGAGUGAACAUAUAUCAGAUGGUGAGGAAACAGAGAGUGGAGGCAGUGAAGUGUAUACUGACAAUGAAUGUUACUUAGAAGUAGGUAAAAGUGAAUAUUAUUUUGAUCGUAAACGUUCCCUGAGAAAUUAUCGUUCUAAACGAUCGACGAAAUUGGAACGUGAAGCUAGACGUAAUAUGGGGUUAAAUAGAAAUGACAGUCAAGAAUCAGUUAGUAGCAGUAUCUCAUCGCUUAAACCAACUGAUCGAAAAUUGACCCCAAAAUAUAGAAAACGUCCAGGUACUAAAAAGGAAGAAGUUUCAUCUUGGUUGAACAGCUCUAAUUCACCCUAUAAUCCAAUCCGUAUAGAUGGGAAUGUAUAUCCGAGUUAUACAUCAAAUGUUUACGCUUCAGCUCCUAUCAUUCAUAAACCUUUAAUUCAAAACUAUUUAUUAAAAGAUAUUAUUCAGUCAAUAAAAUGUGACAUCAGUAUGGAUUUACCACAUCCUCUAACAAUUGGACGAAGUGCAUUAAUUUAUGGUCAUUUCAAGUACAAUUCAGCUGUACGCCAAUCCUGUUUAAUAAAACUUGAGUUUAACACCUGUGAAGAAGCUAAUGAAUGUGAAACACUUUAUCUUCGAUUAUGGUCUGAUGGUGGUCUAGAUAUUUUGAAUAGCCAAUCUAUUAAUAGCAAAGUUCCAUACAAUUCUUCAAAUGAUAUUCAAUAUUUAACACUAAAAGAUAAUAAAGUUUGCAAUAAUGAUAAGCAACAAGUAAAUUUCACCCUGAAAUUCAUAUCUCAAAGCUUCUAUACUGCUAUUACUUCAAAUGAUCUGUUUACAUUAAUUUUGAAAAAUCAAUUCCUGAAAUCUAAUAAUUAUCACUUGACAUCAUUUAAACUUGAAGAUUCAACAAAUGCCAAGUUGGAUAAAUUUUUUAUGCCAAGGAAUUUAUGUUUACCACUUAUUCUUCAUAUGAAAGAUGAGUCCAGUCAAACAAACACAUUAAAUCUUUUGACAAAACUAACUGCUGAUACCAAAAGAGUCAUCAUCGAAUAUGUUUAUAAACCUAUCAGUAGCUCUAAUUUCAUCUCUAUGCAAAUCCUAUUGAAUUUUGAAACAAGUUACCUAAUAUUGCAAGAGAUCGCAAAAGAAACACAUAAUAUUCAAUAUGCUGAAAAAGAGAUAACAUAUAUUCCUGAACAGAUAUGUAAAAUGAAAUUCAGUUGGUACAAUAACACACUAAAGGUACUUCUUAAUAGUGAUGAAUCAAUGAUGUACAAUUUUGGAAAGUAUUAUUCUCUUCAAUUCUUAUCACAUAUUCGAAUCAAUGGAGAUUUUAUGCUUUUAAAUGCAGAACUUCAAUCGGAUGAAUAAUAUAAUUUAUCUAGCCAUGGUAUUUACAAUACAUGUAUGUCUCCUAGCAUAAAUGAAUGCAAAUGCGAUAUAUAUAUAUACAUAAAUAAUGGAUGAUUCGUGACGUUUUAACCAUGACUGAUACAACUAACAUCGUAAAAAAAUAAAGUGUAUUUUCCUUACCAAUUAAUUACUCUAUUCUACUUUCUUUUCUUUUAGAAUAUUUCAAAAUAAAAUUUGUUAAACAUUAUUUUAUAGUUGAAGUAUUCUCUUAUUGAUGUGUGUUAAUUGAUAUACAAAUGUGUCUUAUUUAUUAUUCUUCAUUAUUAUUAUUACUUUUAAUGACAACACACUCAAAUCCUUAAUUUCUAGAAGGUUCCUGUUUUCCUUUUUCAUACAAAUUGAUAUAAUUUUUCAUUAAUAAUUUAUUCAGUAAAUUUAUUGAUUAUAAAUUUAUAUCUUGAAUAUUUAUUGAUUUAUCAUAUUAUUCAAUCUAUACUGUGAUUGAUUUAAAAGAAAUAUUGUAAAAGAUCUGCUCAUUAUUCUAUCGUAUUAAUAGUUGACCGGUAUUACCUAUACAUUUUAAUAUUUGUAUUCAUUCGAUAAAUAAAGUAAACAAAAGUAUUUAGAUCAUAAUAAUAAUAAUGAGCUUUAUUUAGUAUAGUUUAAAUGUUUUCGUUUAUUUUAUUAUUAUAGUUGUAGGUAAAUUUUUUAAAAAAACAACGUGUUGUUUUCCUUUGAUUUACUUCACUUUCUAGUGUUAAUGAUUUAAAUUUCCUUUUAUUUAUUGUUAUCCACUUUAAAUUUCAACUUAUGGUUGUUUUCAUUUCUACCAUUUGUGAAAUGAGUAAAUUACAUUUUACACAUUUAAAAAUACAAUAAUAGAAUGUGAAGAGCAAACACAGUAGUUGUUAUGCAAAAACGAAAAUAAAUUUUUAAAAGAAAUGAUAAUAAUGAGUGCUUAGAUAUAAUUUGGAAAGAAUGCUUUUGGGACAGUUAGCAAACAUGAUAAGAUAAUAUUUCUAAAUAUUCUCUUUUAACUACUAAUAUUAAAGGCUGGUAAUAUUUAAUUUGAUAUAUACAAGAUUAUAUUGAACAGUUAAUAUGUCUGUAUGGAUAAUUAAUAUCGGUAUGAAAUUGGUUUGUGUUGAAUUACUAUUUCUGUGUUGAUUAAUUCAUGUUGAUGUAUUAUACUCAGUUAGUAAUUAUAUUGUAGCACUUCUUUUUCUAUUGUAUUUUAUUCGAAAAUAAAAACAAUUCAUAAAAUAUACUUAUAGAUAGAAUCAUUAA